AAAACAGUGUUUGCCAAACCUAACUUCUGAUUAAAAAAAGCACUUAAAAUCCAAAAGUUAGAAGCUGGGAGAUGGGUGCUUCUAUUUGCUUUUAUCAGCUUCUUGGUAUUUUUGUAAAUACUCCAAACUUUGUGUAUAGUUAUUAGGUUAAAUAUUUCACUUAACCCCACUCUACCCUCCCCUCCCCUCAUCCGAAGUUGCUGCAAGACCUUGCUGCCUCAGGCUCUGUUCCCCACCGUCAUGCCCCAUCCUCACGGAGCAAAUUAUACGAGUAAUAUAUACCGUAGCAAAUUGUCCGACCUGCGCACCUCUCCGAUCUCCAUGUUGUGCAUCUUCUAUUCCAUGAACCCAAACCAGCUUUCCGAUUUCCAACAAAUUGUCCGACCUGCGCACUUCCAAAUCCAGUUUUUUUUGUUUAAUUUCGAGAGCAAUUUUCUUGUCGUAGAGUGGAAGAUGCUCUGAUGGAUUGGACGAGAAAGAGAAGGGACAAGCAACUUUCCUUCUUCCAUUAAUUUUUUAUUUGAAUUCUUAAUGAUUUGUAAAGGGUGUUUUUGUAUUUUGACUAUAUAUUACACCAAUAAUCACUUUUUUUAUCAAACACUUCAACUUUUUACCUUUAAAUUAAAAUCACUUCUAUUUACAAACACUACCAACUUUUACUUUUAAUCACUUUCUCCAAAAUCACUUUAAAAAAUCACUUUUUUAAAGUUGAAGCAAACACAAACACUCUCUUAUUUUACCAAACACUACCAACUUUUACUUUUCAAAAUCAUUUUUUUCUCAAACACUAUCAACUUUAUUUAAUCACUUCUCCCCAUUUCAUUAAAAAAAUCAUUUUUUAAAAGCAGAAGCUGUUGCAAACAGACCAUAAGGCUAAUUGGAGUGGUGAGGUAUUAUGAGUCCAAAAUGUUAAAAAUGACAUUUUUGGAAUCCUAAAUUCAUGCACUAGUGGCUUGAAGAGAGUAGAAAAAAUGGGUAUGGGGAGGGAUGAGGUUAAAUUUGGAGGAAUUUGGACGGUCAAAAAAUAAAUGUAAAAGAAAUUGAAAAGGAGGAAGUGGGCGGAUGCGGAUGGGAGGUGUGCGCGGACGGAAAAGCACAGGUGUGGCCCGCGACAGAGAUGUCGCGCAGGGAUUAAAGUGAGCUGACCGACGUCAUAGUAUUGUCGUGAUGAUGUCACUAAGUGCCCACAACGGCAAUAAUUUAAAAACAAGAUUGGUAGAUCCAUCGGUUGUGAUGAUUUUGACACUGUUUGAACGGUGAAAAAAAUUGAUCCAACGGUUGAAAUAAUUUAUGUUAUUUUUCAAUUAUUUUUAAUUACUAUUUUGCUCAAAAAUCCUAUAUAAACACCCCAUUCCUUCCUAUUUUAAUCAUACAUCUCCCAUCUCUCUCAUUCUUCAUCAUAUUUUGUUCAUUAUCUAUAUACUGUAUGUGUUAUGUCUUCCUCAAGAAGGGGUGUUAAUUGGAGUGUUGGUGAGGAUGUUGUUCUAUGCAACGCUUGGGUUACCAUAUCUGAACAAAGCCGUGGAGUCGGAGAUUAUGAAAAAACCAGCAUGACUUACAGGAUGCGGACCUUUCAAAGUUUUCACCGAGGAAGCAAAGUUGGAUUAGGCAAAAACAAGAUGAAAUCAUGGGGUAUUUUCAAAAUACUUCAAAUGAUGUUCCUGACACUUCCGCAGAAGAAGAAGUGUAUCGUCCCCACUUCAAUUUCUAGUUAUAUAUGUAUUGUUGUUUUUAUUUUGUAUUGUGUUGUAAGUUGAAUUUCAGGUAUGUUUCAAUUUUAAAUUCCAUGUUUAGUUAUUUUAAU
Cuscuta epithymum is the source of this 1804-nucleotide messenger RNA. NCBI's taxonomy places the organism in Eukaryota, Viridiplantae, Streptophyta, Magnoliopsida, Solanales, Convolvulaceae. The record is from the annotation of a GenBank genome assembly.